GUGUUUAAAACUUUUUUUAAAAUAGUAUUUGGCCAAGAAUGACACUAAUUUCCAACUCUCGUUCACACGACGGUGAAUGGUGAUAUCUCGCGAUGCUUUGAUUGCUAUGGCGUACCAGGAAGGGGAGUCGCUUGAAUCCUGGCUCAAUAAAGCCACCCAUCCAGCAAACAGACAAGAAGACUGGGAGUACAUUAUAGGUUUCUGUGAUCAAGUUAACAAAGAACUGGAAGGUCCUCAGAUUGCAAUACCGCUGCUGGUCCACAAAAUCCAUUCACCACAAGAAUGGGAAGCUCUUCAGGCGCUGACCGUGUUAGAGGCAUGCAUGAAGAACUGCGGGAGGAGGUUUCAUAAUGAAGUCGGGAAAUACAGAUUUUUAAACGAACUGAUAAAAGUCGUGUCUCCAAAGUACAUGGGCGACACGGCGCCUGAGAAGGUGAAGACAAAGAUCGUCGAAAUGCUGUACAGCUGGACUGUUGCGUUCCCCAAUGAGGCCAAGAUAAACGAAGCCUACCAGACACUGAGAAGACAAGGGCUGGUGACGCGGGAUCCAGAGUUACCGCUGGACCGGACUUUGAUUCCCUCUCCGCCCACACGGCCCAAACACCCCGUGUUCGACAACGAGGACAUGGGGAAGCUCCUUGCUGAGCUUCUCCGCAGCAAAAACCCCGAAGACCUCCAGGAGGCCAACAGGCUAAUCAAAAACAUGGUCAAAGAGGACGAGGUGCGGGUGCAGAAGGCGUCAAAGCGCAACAACACGCUGGAGGAGGUGAAUAUCAACGUCAAGCUCUUGUCCGAGAUGCUCUCCCACUACGAUAAAAACGCCUCCUCGGAGUCCGACAAGGAGAUUAUUAAGGAACUCUACGAGCGCUGUGAUAAGCUGAGGCGGGCCGCUUUCAAAAUGGCCACUGAGGCUGAGGACAACGACGCCAGUUUAGGUGACAUCCUGCAGGCCAGCGACGACCUCUCCAGAGUCAUCAACUCGUACAAGACGAUAGUGGAGGGUUUGCCCAUCAACGGAGACAGCCAGGAAGCUCGUGGGCACGCACGCAGAGACUCGCCCGAGACGACAGACACGUUGAUCGACCUGGCCGGCGCGGACCCCCCGGCGCCCCCGGCGGCCUCCGUCCCGCUCUCCGGCGACCUGUCGGACAUUUUGGCGGACUCGUGUUUCCCCGCCCUGCCGCCGCCUCCCAAGCACCCGCCGGGCUCGCUCGCCAGCCCCGGUCGCUCCCCGCCCGACGAGGCCUCCGACGCGCUCUCGCUUCUCGAUCAUGAGCUGCUGUCCUUAGGACUAAAUGAUGACCUCCCUGCGUUGCUGAGCGACCAAUCCAAACCAAAGCCGGACGAAGCAUCCAAUCAGUGGACUUCCUUACAGCAGGCCCCUGCAUCGAGUACGGACUUGUUUGGGAGUUCCGUGUGUCCCGGUUCACUCUUGGCCCCAGCAGAACCGGCCGCCGCCUCCCUCCGGCACCUUCAAGACUUGGCUAUGAUGGGCUUCCCGGAUCAUAAGAGUCACAUGACAAUGGGAAGCAGUUUUGGGGUGCCCGCAGUAGUUCCUCCCCCUGCGGCCAUGCCAAGCGCCCUCUCCCCAGCCUCUCUCCUCCAGGGCGUCCUCCCCGGCUCGCCUGCCCUGACCCAAAAUCUGACUUCCGUCCCGGGCAGCCCGCUGUUCCGCUCCCUCUCCCCGGCCCGCCCUGCCCUCCAGGGAAGCCCGGCCAGAGCUGCGCAGAUAUCCCUAAGCGACGUACACGUUCCCAUGGAGGCCAUCAGACCCAGUCAAGUGUUGCCGGUCACCGCCUACGACAAGGACGGUGUUCGGGUUCUGCUCAACUUUGCUUCCGACUCUCCCCCCGGCAGACCCGACGUGUUGGUUAUGGUAGUGUCCAUGCUUAACACAGCGCCACUCCCUGUUCACGGGGUGGUACUGCAAGCCGCCGUACCAAAGUCAAUGAAGGUUAAGCUGCAGCCCCCAUCGGGAACAGAACUCGCCGGGUUUAGCCCCAUCUUGCCCCCGGCCUCCAUCACGCAGAUCAUGCUGCUGGCCAAUCCAGCAAAGGAGAAGGUGCGCCUGCGCUACAAGCUGGCGUUCACGUUGGGGGAUGUGCUGUGCAACGAAGUGGGGGAGGUGGACCAGUUCCCCCCGCCAGAGGCAUGGGGACACCUUUAACCAACACACUUACACUCCAGUCUCCGUGAAGACCUAUUAUCAUUGCAUUCAUACAAUUGUAACAACCCAAAAUUUUGUUGGUUUAGUGAUACAUGUUUUAUUUAUAUACAGCUUUUUUUUUUUUCUUUUUUUUUUCCCCCCCAGGUAGCUAACACUGAUGAAGACAGUCAUAUUUAAAGGGGACAUAUUACGGAAAAUUCGCUUUUAAGUAAAUACAGUGCACCUUAAAUUAAAAGUGCCACAACAUGAGUAUUUGUCGCUUGGUCAGUUCGUUUUUUCACACUUUGAUUUUUUUUUCUUUUAAUAUAUCGAGCAAUUAAAUCGGCUGGCCAAUUUCAAUUCAUUCAAAUUCAAUUCAUCGGUCGGACCCUCAUUUUAAUAGACACCAUGUCGCCAAUGUUGAGUGCGAUUGCCCUCCACUGGGCUCCUUUCUUGUCAUACGCAAAAAAAAAAUGUGAAAAUUAUUACGCUCAUUUUUUAUUUGUUUUUCCCUUUGUGGGAAUCAAACUUGCUAGAUUAAUAUUUCUUUGCGAAUGGAGUCGCUAGAGCAGUUGGAAAGUCAUUAAACAACAACCAAAUGGCUAAUUUGGCACCGUUUCAGUAAACCAGUAAACGAGCAGCAGUGGCUCAUUUGCAUGAGACAGGACCGCCCACUCAGAACAGGCCAAUUUCAGUAUGACUUACAAAAUAGUGGGUGAAAACUCAAAAGCACGUCACCGACGACAACAACACAUCGAAGUCAUUUUUUUUUUUUCCUGUUAAUGACUAUAAUGGAAAAAAUAUAUGCGUACAUUUUCAGAUUUGACACAAGAAAAUGAAUCCGUUAAAUGUGACUGAUUUUCAGUAUUUUAGCAUUUUAUUUGUAUUUAUUCACUGUUGACACAAAAUGUCACUGUCUACGUUUUAGCAAACACUUUCGGCUUAAAAAAAAAUAUAUUGUUUGCGAUGACACUUAAGUACUAUAAUUUAUAACGGCCAAUGAAUUGAGUGUCCCACAGAUUUUAUUCCAUUUGAAUCUUGGUUUUAAAGUUGUUAGCAUUUGGAUUAGAAUUUGUCUUCAACCUCUUCCGGUAUUGGGGAGUACAGCGAACCCCUGCAUAUUCGCAGUUUGGCAUUUUGCUUUACCAUCUUGUGGCAUCUUGAUGUUUAAGGAACUACAGUUGAAAAUAUGUUUUCAUACACAGUGUGCAACGUUUCCUUUUUAGGUCAGUUAGGGUUGCCACAAUGAUUUCUAUUUGAGUCACUGAUGGUGUAGUGGUACACUCGGCUGACUUUGGUGCGGGCAGUGUGGGUUCAGUGACGGAGAGUGCGAAUGGUAGUCCGUGUCUAUCUGUGCCCUGCGACUGACUGGCGACCGGUUCAGGGUGUAGUCCGCCUUUUGCCCGAAGUCAGCUGGGAUCGGCUCCAGCGCCCCGCGGCCCUAACGAGGAUAAGCGGUGUUGAAAAUGGAUGAUUUCUAUUUGCUAAAUGCCAGAAUGGGGCAAUUAUUUUCUUCAAAGUCAGAAGUUUACAAACAUAUUACUGUCUUUAAACAAUUUUGGAAAGCCCAGAUGAUGAUCUCAUGUCUUUCAAAGCUCUGAAUGUUGAUUGACAUUUGUGUUAAGAGAAACACCCGUGGAUGUAUUUGAAGGCCCAACGAAAACUACUACCGUACUUUGUGUAACAUCAUGGGAAAGUAAGAAAAAAAAAAAAAAAGAAA
Phyllopteryx taeniolatus (common seadragon) is the source of this 3866-nucleotide messenger RNA. RefSeq names its product golgi associated, gamma adaptin ear containing, ARF binding protein 3b (gene gga3b). Gene Ontology annotation, molecular function: small GTPase binding; ubiquitin binding; phosphatidylinositol binding. NCBI's taxonomy places the organism in Eukaryota, Metazoa, Chordata, Actinopteri, Syngnathiformes, Syngnathidae. The record is from RefSeq and is a predicted model, not a curated record. Gene Ontology annotation, cellular component: trans-Golgi network. Bases 77 to 2167 code for a protein of 696 amino acids. Gene Ontology annotation, biological process: intracellular protein transport; vesicle-mediated transport. The transcript has 17 exons.